GUCGCGCAUGCGUACUGUCAGUACUAAGAGGGCGUCGUGCAUGGCGUCAUGGGGCUACUCGGCUAGCUGCGUGUGACUUGUCCAAAUGGAGAGUGAACACACACUUUUACACCUCAAUGGAGCUUUCUUCUACAAACUAAACCUCGACUGGACUGCGAGAAACAUUUGAGCUUUCACCCAAGAGGAAUAGCAGCGACUCGGAGAGGAGCUUGUUUACUUGUUUAGACAAAUAAUCACUCGGCGGAAGGUGAGUCAUCCUCUCACACUUUCAGCAUGUGAGUGAAAGAACUUCUCUGUCUGGCUUCCUACUUCCUGCCUGCAGGAAUGUCCAUCAACCAUGAAGACGAGUUUGUUGCCGUGCGGGUUCAAGACCCCCGUGUGCAGAAUGAAGGCUCGUGGAAUUCAUAUGUGGACUACAAGAUAUUCCUCCACACCAACAGCAAGGCGUUCACUGCGAAGACGUCCUGCGUGCGGCGGCGCUACAGCGAGUUUGUGUGGCUGAAGAAAAGGAUGCAGAAGAACGCGGGCUUGGUGCCCGUCCCGGACCUCCCCGGAAAGUCCUUCUUCUCCUUCGGCAACGAGGACUUCCUAGAAAGACGACGCCACGGCCUUCAGGUCUUCCUGGACAGGGUGGUCCACAUGACGGUGUGCCUGUCAGACAGCCAGCUGCACCUCUUCCUGCAGACGCAGCUGCCGGUGGGCCACAUCCUGGACUGUGUGCAAGGCCACACCCCCUACACCGUGACGGACGCCAUCCUCACCUACGCCUCGUCCAACCUGGGCUGGGCUCAGGCUCAGGAGGAGGACGCCGCCGUCAAGGAGCAGAGUCUCAGCGUGCCGUACGAGUCCAUGGAGAGUCCUGCUCCUCAUCAGCCCCGCCCACAAGGCAUGCAGGCCUUCUCCGCCGUCGGCCGCGACCCUCUGGUCGAGGUAUUGGAGCCUCGUGACGCCACCGCCAGGAAGUGUAAGAAGGCCCUCCUUCCUGCUGACGACGGUCCAGCAGACGCCACCUUCUACCUCGAGGACAGCCGCCAUGAGCGGACGCUGGACUACACUCCCGAAGACACGCCCAGGAGCGGGCCCAUGGAGACUCCCGUGGAGGUGCACUCACCUGCGGCGGCGGGCUUUGAGGAUGGCGCCCUUUUGGAGGAGGAGCCUACGACCACAUGGGAGUCCUGUGAGCAUGCAGACCACGUUGCUGCUGGAGACAAGGUCAGGUCACAUGACUCGGCAAAGGAAGAACACCAUGAAGACUUCCAUGUGAGGCGGGAUGACGACUACAGCCCUCUGUCGUCCUCCAACGAGAGCAUCGUGAAGGUGAGCGACGAGGAACAGGUCGGCGACGACGCGACUGAUCCCAUCCGGCCGCCAAACGGCUUUGUGAAGAUGUCGCCAGUGGCCGGCAGGACUCCGGUGCACCUCCACGUCAACGGAUGCGGCGAGGAAGACGAGUUGAGCAACUCUUUGGACGUUGAGAAUAACGACUUCAGUGUGUUGGAGAGCAGCGCCGCCCCCCAGCCGGCCGACACGAGACACUCGCAGGCGGGAACGCCGUCCUCGUCUGCUGCCCACGCCACGGACCAGACUGCUGGGGACAUCUAGGUCCUCAAACAUUUUUGUUUUUUUUAGUUUCGAGCUUUCGCUUUUUUUAAUGUUGGAUGAGCUCCUUCUCAACAGCAGAGGGCGCCAAAGCUCCUGCUGACAUUUUAGCUGUGAUUUCAGAGUAUUUCAACAGGGAGAAGCUUCAUUAAACCUCCUUGACGACUUUCUGACAGGAUUAAACUUUUUGUGCAAUAUUUCAGCUGUUUAUGCCCAGUUCACAGUGUUCGAAAAAGGGAGCCGGCGUUGAUUCUCACCUGUGAGACACUUUUAUUCUUACAUUUUCCUUUUAGCUGUUCAUUAUUGCUGCUGAAAUGUUUUUCACCAUUUUAUUUUUGACAUGUGAACCUGGGAAAGGUGACAAUAAAAGUCUUGCUUCAACGUA
Nerophis ophidion (straightnose pipefish) is the source of this 1984-nucleotide messenger RNA. It is a transcript of the gene snx11, whose product is annotated as sorting nexin 11. The record is from RefSeq and is a predicted model, not a curated record. Gene Ontology annotation, molecular function: phosphatidylinositol binding. The transcript has 7 exons. The coding region runs from base 325 to 1602 and encodes 425 amino acids. Gene Ontology annotation, biological process: intracellular protein transport. NCBI's taxonomy places the organism in Eukaryota, Metazoa, Chordata, Actinopteri, Syngnathiformes, Syngnathidae.